Molecule: messenger RNA, 5142 nt
Organism: Rhagoletis pomonella (apple maggot)
Lineage: Eukaryota; Metazoa; Arthropoda; Insecta; Diptera; Tephritidae
Exons: 2
Biological process (GO): DNA integration
Molecular function (GO): nucleic acid binding
Source: RefSeq, a predicted model, not a curated record
AUGGAGCCUGAGUCAAUUCCAGUGGAUGAUGGUGCAUCCGAGGCAUCCUCCCUCAAUACUAAUGAAGAAUCGCGAGAAGGAGUGGCAACACGGAAUAUUCGCAUAAAGAUGCAUCAGCGGGAUAAUCUCCUAACACGCUUGCGCUCGGUACACAUUGGAGUGCUUGAAGGCGAGUCACUUUCGCUUCGCCAACUCGCAGCAAAAUUGAGUUUGGUGGAACGACAAUAUACCGCACUUGACGCUCUACAAACUCAAUUAGAGGAGCUGGACGAGUCGCAGCUAGAAGCAGAGCAUCGCGUAGCACUUGAAGAGUCGUAUGUGGAAGCAAAAGCCGCAAUCCUUGACCAGAUGGAAGAGCUGCAGAGGAUUCAACCGUCCACCCAACUCAGCAGCACACAUGUAGAACGCUGCCCAACACACCGUAUAAACUUGCCGAAGCUGCAACUAACAAAGUUUAGCGGAAAACAAUCAGAGUGGCUUGAUUUUCACAAUGUAUUUACAACGUUAGUACACAAUAAUCGAGACCUAACCAACAUCGAACGAUUUCAAUACUUACGAUCUUGUCUAACGGAAGAAGCCUCGCGGUUAAUACAGUCGCUUGAAGUGACUAGCAACAACUACAGCACUGCGCUUGAUCUCCUCAUCACUCGCUUCAACAACAGCCGCUUAAUCUUUCAAUCCCACAUGCAACAGAUCUGCGAUCUAUCACAGCUUUCAUCAUCGAACCUCUCAUCGCUUCGCAACUUCAUUGACACAGUCAAUGUAAAUCUUCGGGCCAUGCAGUCUUUGGCAACCACGCAACAAGUCGGUGAGGCAAUCCUACUUCACCUAGUAUCAAGUAAAUUAGACCCGUCAACGCGUACAAAAUGGGAAGAAGAAGUUGCCGUAAAGUGGACCGCCACAAACUCAACACCCUUGCAGAUGCCUACUUGGACAGAUCUCGCCUCAUUCCUUGAACGUCGUUGUCAGACGUUUAAUAUGCUGGCGGCGAACAAACCAACCCCCGAACUGGCAUCGUCAUCUAAGAAAUAUGCAUCAAAAACUUUGGGCAGCAGAGGACAUUCACUUGUCACAACGAAUUCAACCACUAAGUGCCUCCUGUGUGGUACAAGUCCUCAUCAUAGCCCAUUCAACUGCGAACAAUUUAUGAAAUUGAGCCCUCAAGACCGGUUUCUUCGUGUCAAACGCCUUAACCUAUGUCUGAACUGUUUGGGUAAGAAUCACACGUCAAGUGUAUGCCCAUCUGUUCGCAGGUGCCAGCACUGCCGAGUGAGCCACCACACGUUGCUGCAUAGAACAUAUGGAGCGGGGGACUCAUCCAAUAACACCACUAACAUCGUAAAUAGUCCAGCAGUCGAGAACACCAAGCCGGUGGUUCUACAGGUCAAAGAGAGUUGCGGAGACGUCAUCUUAGCUACAGCACGUGUGUAUCUAUCGAAUUCAUCGGGAUACUCAACCAUCGUUCGUGCCCUCCUAGAUUCGGGGUCACAACUCAAUUUUGUGACCGAGCGGAUUGCACAGCACUUGCAUCUACCACGGGUCAAAGGAAGCAUCGAAGUUAUAGGCAUAGGUUCAACAUCUACAAAAAUGCAACAAACAAGUCAGUUAACAAUGAAAUCCCUUCACAUGGACUACUCAUCGAGUUUUGAGGCGGUAAUAAUCCCAACGAUAACAGCACAACAUCCAAACGUUCGAAUUUCCUCAAGCGCGUGCAAAAUACCAAACAACAUCAAACUUGCAGAUGAGAGUUUUCACGAGCCACAAGGAGUUGAUUGUCUAAUCGGUGCAGGGUUAUUCUUCGACCUGCUCCUUGUGGGUCAAAUUAAAGACGACAACAGGUCACCGAUCCUCCAGAAGACAAAAUUAGGGUGGAUCGUUUCAGGACCAAUUCCAUCCACGAAGUCAGCAUCUUCGCAGACUACAAUAUCAUCUUCAUCGCUUUCAUCAAAAAUAUCAUCGCUUCCUGCCUACAAGACGUUUAUAACAGUGGGUAAUAAUUUAACCCUAGACAAUCUGCUGCAAAAGUUUUGGACACUCGAAGGUUAUACUGAACCAGUUAAAAUGUUCUCAGAGGAAGAACAAGCCUGCGAACGGUUCUUCGAAGCAACAACAAGGCGGUGUCCAACCAGCAACAAAUUCUUUGUACGUUUGCCGUUUAAGGGAAACCCAGAAUCACUGGGCCAGUCAUAUGAAAUCGCGUUCAAAAGGUUAGUAGCACUGGAACAUAAACUACUAAGAAAUCCUUCAAUGUUAACGAAUUAUCGAGACUUCAUCCACGAGUAUGCAGAGUUAGGGCACAUGACACUGACAGAUAACUCAACACACAAUCGGUACUUCAUUCCGCACCACUGUGUCAUAAAGGCUGACAGCAGCACCACAAAGCUACGCGUCGUUUUUGAUGCAUCCUGCCAGACGUCAAAUGGGAGGUCAUUGAAUGACAUACUUAGAGUAGGUCCAACUCUACAAGAUGACAUUUUUACAAUCCUCGUUCGCUUUCGAAUCCAUAAGUAUGUUUUGAUGGCCGACAUUGCUAAAAUGUACAGGCAGGUAUUGGUCGACAACGCCGAUGCGAAUUGGCAGUGCAUUCUCUGGCGCAAUUCUCCGCUUGAUCCAGUAAAGGUAUAUCAACUAAAAACAGUGACGUAUGGAACCAGCUCCGCACCUUACCUCGCUACGAAAUGCCUACUGGAGCUCGCAAAAAGGGAGUCGACUGAGUUUCCAAUCGGGUCUGCUAUUACCCUCAAGGAUUUUUAUGUCGACAACCUGAUGACUGGUGGCCCGUCGGUUGACGCAGUGGUUGAAAUCAAAGGGCAAGUCACAGCAUUGCUCCAACGAGGAGGAUUUCCGCUACGUAAGUUUGCCUCCAAUAACAAGGAAAUCAUCAACGACGUACCGUUUGAAGACAGAGAAGAACCCAUUGGUCUAGGGGAUUCGACUUAUGUCAAAACUCUCGGACUUAGAUGGUCCCCCUCACAAGAUGCCUUUUUCUUUUGCUACACGGGGCCAUCAGCAACACGUAAACCAACCAAGCGUGCUAUACUGUCACAAAUUGCGACCCUCUUCGAUCCGCUUGGACUACUUAACCCCCUUAUUGUUUCGGGAAAAAUUUUAAUGCAACAGUUAUGGAAAUUGAAGCUUGACUGGGACGAAAGUGUGCCUCAAGACGUUCACACUCAGUGGCGCAAUUUUGAAGAUCAUCUGAGCCUUAUAAACAACAUACAGCUACCAAGGUAUGUACCAAUGAAUGUCACAACUCAAAUCCAUGCCUUUGCAGAUGCUAGUACAAAAGCAUAUGGUGCAUGCAUUUACGUCGUGACUCGGCAGGAGAAGGAAACUACGUCAUCCUUACUUUGCGCCAAAUCCCGUGUAGCACCAACAAAACAAGUAAGCCUGCCACGGCUUGAGCUAUGUGCUACAAUGUCGGUUAACAUUCAUUGUUGGACCGACUCAACAAUCGCUUUGAGCUGGAUACGUGGUGAGCCAUGUCGAUGGACGGUCUUCGUGGCAAACCGAGUGUCAAAAAUACAGCAACUAACAUCGCACUAUAAAUGGCAUCAUGUACCAUCUGAACUCAACCCAGCGGACAUAGUUUCGCGUGGCACAACCGUCGCUGGAAUCCGCGGGAAUCAAUUGUGGUUCCAAGGGCCUCCAUUUUUGAAGACUCCACAAGAGGAAUGGCCCAAUUCUUCUUUUGACACCAUACCAGACAUUCCAGAACAACGAAAACAACGUGUGACAUUGCUGUCAGCACCUCAAGUAGACAUCUUCGCCGAAAAUAAAUAUGUUAAUAGCUACAACAAGUUUCUACGAAUUUUCACCUAUGUAAGGCACUUCAUGUCGAGAACACCAGUUGCGUCGAUAACACCAGAAGAAAUUAACGACACGCUUGAAUUUGUCUGCAGGAGAAUUCAGAAGUCUCAUUUUGGUUACGAAUACAGCAAACUGCAAUUCAAUCAACCCAUCAGCAAAACCUCAAAACUUGCAUCACUUUCUCCAUUUUUGCACAACAAUCUUAUUAGAGUGGGAGGAAGGUUGAAAAACUCAACAUUGAGUUUCGAUGCAAAACAUCCAAUUGUUCUCCCACAUUCCCAUCCAUUCGUCCACUCACUCAUCACGCAUUAUCAUCGCAAAAAUCUUCAUGCUGGUGCACAAACCUUAUUGAACAUUAUACGGGACAAAUUCUGGGUCGUUGGUGCUCGUACGACUAUCCGUCAAGUGAUUCACAGCUGCAUACGGUGCUACCGUCUUCGUCCAAUAGUAACGGAACAGCUUAUGGGGUCACUUCCCACGUGUCGAAUUAUGCCAUCGUAUCCAUUCGAAACAACAGGAGUAGACUACUGUGGUCCCUUAUUGAUCACACAAAGAAUAAGAGGACGACCACCAAUCAAGGUUUACAUCGCGGUGUUCAUAUGUUUCACCACCAAGGCUGUGCACCUUGAAAUUGCACCAGAUCUAUCAACAGCGGCAUUCAUUGCAACCUUUAAGCGUUUCAUAGCCAGGCGCGGGAAGUGUCGGGUAGUUGUGUCCGACAAUGCAACAAACUUUGUUGGGGCAAAUCGUGAGCUACGCGAGCUUUUGCAUUCGUUCACUACCGAAGCGCACAUCGAACGUGUUGAGGAGUUUUGUAGAAACGAAGGAAUCGAGUGGAAGUUUAUUCCACCAAGAUCACCACACUUCGGUGGCCUGUGGGAAAGUGCAGUAAAAUUGGCCAAAUAUCAUUUGCGUCGUGCCAUCGGAAAUAAUGUUCUGACACACGACGAACUCCAUACAAUCGUCUGCCAAGCCGAAGCAGUUGUGAACAGUCGACCUCUGACCCCAAUUUCAAGCGACCCAAAUGAUCUUCGUCCACUCACCCCAGGACACUUCCUCAUCGGCCGAUCUCUGUUAACUGUUCCUGAACCAUCAGUGCCAGUCAACCUAACCAGUACAGGUCGUUCUAAAAUCAUUCAGUACGUCCAACAACAAUUCUGGCAUCGCUGGCAGCAGGACUAUCUGAAGGAACUGCAAAGGCGUUCGAAGUGGAAGACUGCAUCACCCAACAUCAAUGUUAACGACCUGGUAAUACUAAAGGAUGACCUUACACCGCCACUAAAGUGGCCCAUGGGUCGCAUCAUAGCCACACUACCAGGUGACGAUGGCAGA